Molecule: messenger RNA, 1888 nt
Organism: Osmerus eperlanus (European smelt)
Lineage: Eukaryota; Metazoa; Chordata; Actinopteri; Osmeriformes; Osmeridae
Exons: 2
Coding region: 296-1876 (526 amino acids)
Source: RefSeq, a predicted model, not a curated record
UUUUUGGUCAUGCGGUAUGCUACUUGUCAAUCAGUGCGUUACCAUGGCAACCUGAGAGCAUGCCACCCCAGCAGCGACGGUCGGAGAGCUCUGGUGGACACCUGCAAGCGCGCGAUGGAGAGGCGCGCGCGUUUGCAUGCGCCAAUGUCUCGCUUCUAAUAAGGAAUAAAGAAUUCUCCCCGAGUCCUGAACAGGAGGGAGUUUGUCAACAGAUGCCACAGUUGAGUAAUGGUUUGACACAUCUAGAUUAUCUGUGGAAAAAAAACUGAAGAGCGUAGAUGAUUAUAAAUCCACCAUGUCAGUCAAAGGGGCAGCAAUUGGACACAGUGAAGAGAGAGCAGGACUGAGGGGAAGGCUGUCGGGUCCUGAACAGGGCAAAUCGAUCUGGUCCUGGAGACCCAAAAGUUUGAGGAAGAGCAACUGGACGAAAGACAAGUCAACGUUUAGUUGUCAAGAAACAAAUUCUUCUGAAGAGAACCUUCAGAAGGCUCUGGGUAGUGAGGAUGAGGCUGCUCUUCAGAGCCCUGUGACAGCUACUUUGUCAUCCUCCACAGGACAAACUCAUUUAGAUGCUGAUGAUUUAGACCAAAAGUACAAACGACAGGGACUCAAAGGCUGGAGAUAUUGUUUCCCUCGGUCUGUCGUGUGCUGUCGUAGUAAGACGUCAGAUGACAAGAGGGACCAUGACAAAGAUGGAAGUAAUGAUUUCACGUUCUUUAACAAGCUGACCAGAGACUCUGUUGAUUUAACUGUCCAGCCGAAUGUGAUAAACUGUAUUUUAACCAGAGAGGAACUAGAGAGGGUUCCUGCUGUGGUAAGGAGAGAAAAAUACAAAGUCAGAACAAGACAAAUCUUCAAAAGAUUCAGUCGUGAAUCUCCUGGAGAUGAUUCUAAAGCCACCCCGUUGGGACCGGACACUUCUCGGCAAGAUCCUUGUGUUAGUAUCUCUCUCGGGGAAAAGACCGGACCUUUCUGGAGGCGCAGGGCCAAGAAGCCCUCUCCUUUCUUCCAGGAGCGUAUCGAAGAAAACAGGGAAUACAUACAAGAGGAGACGAUCGUCCUAGCUAACAGACACGCUGACGAUGCAGCUGGGGGCGACAGCUCCAGUCCUCCUCAGAGGGGAGAGAGAGGCGCCCGCCGGCAUUACCCCGAGACACUGACGGUGAGCGUGAAUGUGAGUGCUGCGACGUCCGAGGUCAAGGAGGUCAAAGGCACAGUAGAGACGGACACGGAUGCCUCAGAAACACAGCUAGAGGAAGAUAUAAAGGAACCUGAAGACUGUGGAGAAGAACGUCUGAUGGAGGCUGGGGAGACGCUGGUGACACGUUAUCCACCUGAGACCUACAGUGGCUCUGAGACGACAGGGGACUGUGGAUCACCUGAGGGGAGUGUGAAUGUGGAGAUGCACCCAGGACUCGCUGAUGGAUACGUUACCUCAGCCGCUGAUGCAGUUGGCCUUACGGCGACAGGAAAAGAGAUCCAACUGUUUCCUGACUCGAAUGAACAUCUAGAUAACUUUAUGUGUAGGAGUUUAGACACACCAAGCAGAGAUCUGAUACAGAGGGAUAUUAGCCAGGGUUUGGAUUGUGACAAGUCUCAUCCUGACAAUGAACAGUUAUUCCCUUGUGAACUGAGCAGCUCAUUAAAGACUGUUUCUGGCACAUGCCAUUAUUGUGUCCUCCUUGCUGACGAUCAUACAGAUCUGUAUCAUUGUGAUCGACAGCCAACUGAGAUAGUCCUGCAAGAGACUGCUUGUUUGGUGGUUCAGUUUGUGAUGAAUGCUGCUGUAGAUCAGUUCAAAAAAGAGCUGUUGGAAUCUGAUGUUACCCAGCUGUCUCUUAAUCAGCUUCAGAACAACUCGCGAGACACAUUCUAACAUGAACUACAA